AUGGCCCAGCACUUAUUUAUUUUUUGCCAUGUUUCUUGGGAACUGUGGACUAAGCUUAUAGGGUACUGGGGUAUUCAGUUAGCUCUACCACAAGACCCUCCCAACCUGCUCAGUUUGUGGGCUGAUUUGAGGCCUAAUUCUGCUAUAUGGAAGUUUAUUCCAGGGGCUGUUUUUUGGUCAAUUUGGAAGCUAAGAAAUGAGAUUAUCUUUGAGAAAGGAAAAUUGGACAGAAUUUUAUUGUUUUUCACUGUUCGUUUAAGAUUAGCCAAAUGGUUUAUAGCAAAGUAUCCCCUAUGCUCCAUUCGGGUAGACUCAUUAAUUGGUGAUCCUUCUUUGGCUGACAAAUUUUCUGCUUCUAAGGUUCCGAACAGCAUGGUGUACUGCUGGAAUCCUCCUCCGGUGGACUUUUUUAAGAUGAAUGAGGAUGGGGCUGUUUGUUGUGUUGGGAUGAUGGCUGGAAUGAGGAAUUCUCAGGGAUUGGAAUCGGAAUGGGUUUCGAAGGGUAGGCUAAUUAUCGAAAGCGACUCAAAGCUAGCAGUGGAUUGGAUCAAUAGCCAAGUUUCUGUCCCUCUGUUUCUGUCUAAUUUAGUUAAGGAAAUUGUGACUUCUGUUUCUCUAAAGCAGGCUAUUGUCAGGUGGAUUCCUAGGAGUUAUAAUUGUGAGGCUGACAAGCUAGCGAAAGAGGGAAUUGGGUGA
Hibiscus syriacus is the source of this 696-nucleotide messenger RNA. RefSeq lists its product as uncharacterized. Gene Ontology annotation, molecular function: nucleic acid binding; RNA-DNA hybrid ribonuclease activity. Bases 1 to 696 code for a protein of 231 amino acids. The record is from RefSeq and is a predicted model, not a curated record. The transcript is spliced from 3 exons. Lineage: Eukaryota; Viridiplantae; Streptophyta; Magnoliopsida; Malvales; Malvaceae.